CUCAGAGCGCAGCUUCACUCUGUAGCUGACAGCAAUGCUCAUAGCUGCUUCUGUUACGGUAAACAGGGCAAGCGCGUGGAAGACUUAAUGUCAAGGAAAGCUGUUAACCAGACAGGAAUGCGUCAGAACAUGAUGAAAAGGAGGUUAAGCGUUUCAAACUGGUGUCAAAACAGUCCGAUAUCCUGUAGAGCGUGCAGGUGCAAGCCUGCCCGGGCUGUUCCCAUGGAGACAAAUGCGCAUGAUGUGCUAGAUGAUUCUUGUCCAACAGAGCCACUCAACGGUGGUUUCAUACAAAGACACUGACAGCAUUCUGACUAUCACAUCCAGUUGAGGUCUUUUAGAAGAAAACAAUAUACACAUAUAAUGAAAAAAUGAACAUUGGACUAAUGUCGGUCAGAGGGGAUUGCCUCGUGCAUGUGGCCACCAUACAGGAAGCUGGCCUAACAGAUGCUCCCCUGCCAGACGGCCAGUAUGACUGAGGGGGUGGAGGGCCUCCAGAUGCCGACUCAAAGGCCCCAGCACAGGCACAGCACGGGGGACACGGUUGUCUUCAGGAGGGGCAGCACAGAGGCAGCCCAGGGCCUCAGGGGUCCAGAGUCCCGGUGCUCUCAGACGCUGGAUGGAGAGGAACACGGGACCAUGAGAAGCACCGACAGUGGUUCAGAUGAGCAGAAGGAUCCGGCCGAUCAGAGGGUUUUCCCUGCGGGCCGUCCGGAAGGGCAGGAGGAUGGGGUGACUAAGCAUGGCCAACAGGUGGCCCCAGACGGAGGCUGGGGUUGGGUGGUGCUGGUGGGUACCGUCUUGGUCCUGGCUCUAACACUGGCCUUUCCCUCCUGCCUUGGCAUCUUCUUCACUGAGCUGCAGACAGAGUUUAACACCAGCAACACAGAGACGUCCUGGGUGCCAGCUAUAAUGACUGCAGUGCUGCAUGCAGGCGGUCCACUAUGCAGCGUGCUCGUGGAACGCUUCGGUUGCCGAGCGACAGUUAUGGUGGGCGGGGUCCUGAGUGGGCUGGGAAUGGUGGUCAGUGCCUUGGCCAGAACCAUCACAGAAUUAUACAUCACUGCCAUCAUCACAGGGUUGGGGUUCUGCCUGUCGUUCCAGCCCUCGGUGACGAUGAUGGGACACUACUUUGUGCGUCGCCGUGUCUUUGCCAAUGCCUUGUCGUCCACCGGAACAGCACUGGGGCUGAGCACCCUGCCGCUGCUGUCCAAUUACCUGCUCAGCCAGUUUGGCUGGCGGGGAAGCUUCCUGGUCCUGGGAGGGGUGCUUUUCAACUGCUGCGUGUGCGGGGCUGUGAUGAGACCUCUGACCGCCAGACCAGGACCAACCAAGCCGAAAUCCUCCGCGUGGCCCGCCAACCCGGCCAAUCAGCUUCGGGAGAGGGAGGGGCUGAAGGUUCGGCUGAGGACCACCUUCUCUGACCUCACGGCCUUCCUGAGGCACCACAUGGCCUUUGACCUGCUGGUCAGCAACGUCCGCUACCGCGCCUACGCCCUGGGGGUGACCUGGAUGAUGCUGGGGUUCGUGGUGCCCCUGGUCUUCCUGGUCCCCUAUGCCACUGACCAUGGCAUAGAGCAGGACCGCGCUGCUCUGCUCAUGGCCAUCCUGGGCCUGGUCAACAUCGCCGUGAGGCCCGUGGUGGCCCUCCUCCUAGGCCUGCCCCGGUUCCAGGGCAGCGGCUGCUUCGUGUACGUGUUCGCCGCGGCCGUGCUGGUGAACGGGCUCAGCAACGCCGUCUGCGGCGCGUCGGCCAGCUUCCCGGUGCUCGUGGCGUACGUGGUGCUCUUCGGCCUGUCCAUGAGCGUGAUUGGCUCGCUGCUGUUCACCGUGCUGAUGGAGACGGUGGAGAUGAGCCGCUUCCCCUCCGCCCUGGGGCUCAUCAGCAUGCUGGAGAGCGGCAUGCUGCUAGUGGGGCCGCCCCUCGCAGGCAUAUUGGUGGACAGCACUGGCCAGUACUCGUACGUGUUCUACGCCUGCUGUGUGUCUGUGUCCUCAGCUGGUCUCUUUCUCAUGGCCUCUUUUUACUGGCUGGACAGACAAGAUAAGAAGAAGAAGAAGAAACCGUCAGCCCCUGCUUACCCACAGAAGCCUGCUCUUAUCCUGGCCCCUGACUGCCAUUAUAGCCAUAUACAUUCACAAGCAGGGAAAGCAUCAGACACGGUUUACGUCACCAAUGUGUGACAAAUGGACACACACACACACAUACUGUACACUGUACAGUAUCAACACAUCAGUGGUGUAUUAGAGUACCUAUAAACCAGAUUCAAGUACAGUCGAGAUACCUUACUAGGUCACUAGGGAACAAAGUUACAAGUCACCCAUUACAAUACCGCUUCAUUAAGUGUUUAAGUAUUGGAUUUUAACAGUAUUUAAGUAUCAAAAGAUACUCACAACACAACACAGAUGUCCACAGAGUUUGUUUUCGCAAUGAAACAUCCAUCACCUCGCAAUUUUACUUUACAUUUCCAAUAUACAGGCUGACAAAUGUGUGACACUUCUUGAUUCACUUGUAGUAUUGAUAUAGGAAAAAUUAAAUCUGAAAAAGAAAGAAAAUAGUUUUAUACUUCAAGUACGGGGGUGUUAAAAUAAGAGGGCUAAGUACUAAGCUGUACCAAAGAUACUUUUGGCACAAAAUGGCCUCGUAGCCCAGACACGCAUCUCACAUGUUCAGUUACCUUCACCACCCCUGUACAAGAAUAAUGACCAGUUCAGACACACUGUUGUAUUAGCAAAGUCAGGGGAUGGAAUUUAUAGUGAAUAGAAAAAACAAAGAUAACGUGGCCAACAGUUGUUCAUUAUUCAAUCAGGCGGAUACAACAUCAUAGCCACAGUGUUUUUAGGAAGGGUUACCAUAUGAGGACUCCUAGAAGCUAGGCCUGACUACUGGUAGUAACUGCACAGGACUGUCAUUGAUACACAAUAUUGAUUACAGGAAGAACACACGAGUUAAGAUACAAUGAACAGAUGGCAAUAGCUAAGUAACUGAUUGUAUUUCAUAUAAACACAUAGGAAAUCUUUGAUUUUUCCUGAAAUUUUGAGGCAUUGAUAACGGUAUGUGUGUGCAUACACACACACCGCAUUGGCUUACAUUUAGUCAUUUAGCAGACGCUCUUAUCCAGAGCGACUUACAGUAAGUACAGGGACAUUCUCCCCGAGGCAAGUAGGGUGAAGUGCCUUGCCCAAGGACAUAGUCAUUUGGCACGGCCAGGAAUCGAACCAACAACCUUCUGAUUAACAGCCCAACUCCCUAACCGCUCAGCCAUCUGACCCCCUCACACUUACACUGUGGACCUGGAAGGCACAUGUUCAGUCACAUGCCAAAAGCUCCUCCCCUCGUGUUCCUGUAUUUAUCCAUCUCUCUAUUUCUGUCUAUAGACAGGGAGUUGUUCCUGUUGUACUUCAGCUUCUGCCCAAGGGUCAUAGAACUACUGAACAUUCCUCAAUCUAUUCAUGAUAGUAAUGCUGUUUAAGACGGUCAAAAUGAGAGUAAAUCCCCUAAAUCUAAAAUGUUGAACUGAAUAUCCACAUUAAUGGGAAUAUUAGAUUUUUUCUAAUUUAUGUUGGCCAUAUCCUGUGAAAUGGUAUAAAAUUGUGUUAGAAUAUGUGUCAUUUAAAAGCAUUUCAUAGUAUGUUCAUUCAUGAGUUGUCAGUUAGGAACACAGCAGUAUUACAAACUAUGUAUCAGGGUAUAAGUGCACUCAGAAAAAAUGACUGGAAUCAUGGCCUUGUGCUAUGAAUGUAAAAUGUAGAAUGUUUAAUGAAUGUAUUCCUCAGUAAGUUGUAUAGAUGGAUUCAUAUAAAUGAAGUGGUAGCCUUAUGUAAAAAAAAAAAAAAGGACCGAAAUAUUUUUUUUAUUAGUUUUAACUUAUUCUUGAAUAUUUUAACACUGUUCCAUCUAAAAUGUUUACACAAUAUUAAAACUGUUUUUAUGAUAAGCGGA
This is a messenger RNA of Osmerus eperlanus (European smelt), 3943 nucleotides long. RefSeq names its product solute carrier family 16 member 5b (gene slc16a5b). Gene Ontology annotation, biological process: monocarboxylic acid transport; transmembrane transport. Gene Ontology annotation, molecular function: monocarboxylic acid transmembrane transporter activity. NCBI's taxonomy places the organism in Eukaryota, Metazoa, Chordata, Actinopteri, Osmeriformes, Osmeridae. The record is from RefSeq and is a predicted model, not a curated record. The transcript has 6 exons. Gene Ontology annotation, cellular component: plasma membrane. Bases 448 to 2184 code for a protein of 578 amino acids.